GUGGAUUCAAUUUGAAGAAAAAAUUGAAGAUGGAGGAGAAAGAUGGAGCAAACCUCAUGUUACCACACUAACAUUACAUAGUUUAUUUGAGUUAAGAACAUGUUUUGAAAAGGGAAUUAUUUUACUGGAUACAGAAAAGUGUACAUUUAGAGAAAUAAUAGAUCAUGUACUAAAACGAAGAAUUUCCAUUAAUACAACAUAUCAGGAAGAAAAUGAAAAUAUAUUAAAUGUCCUGCUUCAAAAUCAUGUACAUCAUACAAGAAAAUCACGAACAAAAUUUAUGAAAGACAUAAUUUCAUCAACUAGUAGGAGCAAAAAAUCAUCUUCAAAUGUACCACUUGAACUUUCCGAAAAGCCUUCAUAUGAACAGCUGCAAAAUACUUUUAAAAGGAAGAUACCAAAAGGAACAGAGGCAGCCAAUGUCCUUGUUGGUGAAGCAGACUUUUUGGAACAGCCUUUCACUGCUUUUGUCCGGUUAAAAGAAGCAACGGUGCUCAGCAUGUUGACUGAAGUGGCUCUCCCUAGCAGAUUUAUCUUCAUUCUGCUGGGUCCAGGAAAUAAACUUAAAGCAUAUCAUGAAAUUGGACGAGCUAUGGCUUCGUUACUUACUGAUGAGCUGUUCCAGAAAGUAGCAUAUAAGGCCAUGAACAAAGAAGAAUUAACAGCAGGAAUCGAUGAUUUUUUAGAUGAAGUUGCUGUUCUGCCACCAGGAAAAUGGGAUCCUACUGUUCGUAUUCAACCACCCAAAUUUCUGCCAUCAGCCAAUAAAAGGAGGUUGAUGCUGCUCAGGGAAGCCAAAAAUCACUGCAAUGCAAGAUUAUACAAUGAAGAGGAAAGGCUAGCACAUGGUCACCCUCAUGUCAGUGAAGAACUAAAAAAGACAACUAAUCCUUUUAGUGGUCUCAUUAAAGAUGUAAAAAGAAAAGCCCAAUGGUAUUGGAGUGAUUUUUAUGAUGCACUCAACAUACAAUGUCUUUCAGCAAUUUUGUUUAUCUAUCUGGCAACUGUAACAAAUGCUAUUACUUUCGGUGGCAUGUUGGGAGAUGCUACUAAUAACAUGCAGGGGGUUCUGGAAAACUUUAUUGGAACAGCAAUUUGCGGUGGAAUGUUUUGUCUGUUUGCUGGACAGCCUCUAACUAUUCUAAGCAGCACAGGACCAGUCCUUGUAUUUGAGAGGCUUCUGUACAAUUUUAGCAAGGAUUAUCAUUUUGAAUAUUUGGAAUUUAGACUAUGGAUUGGACUUUGGGUAGCAUUCUACUGCCUUAUAUUAGUGGCCACCAACUCUGCGUACUUGGUGCAGUAUUUCACUCGAUUUACAGAAGAGAGCUUUUGUGCACUGAUAAGCUGUAUUUUCAUUUAUGAUGCUAUAAAGAAGAUGUUGAACUUGGCUGAUCAGUUUCCUAUUAACUGGAAAUACAGUGUAAAUGAUGUAACCCAUUACAGCUGUAAAUGUAUUGUAAAUGGCACAGGAAAUUGGUCUUUAUGGAAUUUAACAUCCUAUGACUCCUUUUUUCCGGAGAAUAAGGAACCUGAAAACUUUACACAAAAUCAGUGCAUGGAGCUGGGAGGAUUUAUAGAGGGCAACAGCUGCAACUAUGUGCCAGAUGUUUUUCUUAUGUCUGUCAUCCUAUUUUUUGGUACAUUUUUGUGUACAACUUCACUAAAAAGCUUCCAAAGAAGCAGAUAUUUAUCUUCAGCGGUACGCAAACUGACUGGAGAUUUUUCAGUGAUACUAACAAUUAUCAUUUUUUGUGCUGUGGAUAUUAUUUGUGGUCUGGGAACUCCCAAACUUAUAGUUCCAAGUGAAUUUAAGCCAACAAAUCCAAACAGAAGUUGGUUUGUGUUUCCGUUUGGAAGAAACCCGUGGUGGGUGUGCUUACUUUCUGGUGUUCCAGCAAUUCUAAUCACAAUCCUUUUAUUUAUGGACCAACAAAUUACUGCAGUCAUUCUUAAUCGCAAGGAAAACAAGCUGAAGAAAGGUGCAGGUCUUCAUCUGGAUUUCUUCUGCAUAGCUUUGCUGAUUAUAGUGAUGUCAUUUAUGGGGCUUCCAUGGUAUGUCUCGGCUACUGUGAUAUCUCUUGCACACAUGAACAGCCUAAAAAUGGAGACAACGGUUUCUGCUCCAGGAGAACAACCCAAAUUUUUGGGCAUCAGGGAGCAAAGAGUAACUGGAUUAGCAGUGUUUAUCCUGACUGGAGCAUCUGUUUUUCUUUCACCAGUCCUUAAGCAUAUCCCAAUGCCUGUGCUAUAUGGAAUUUUUCUUCAAAUGGGCGUGGCAGCUUUAGGAAGCAUUAAGUUCAUAGAACGGUUGAAAUUACUCUUUAUUCCACCUAAGCAUCAGCCUGACCUAAUUUAUCUUCGUCAUGUCCCUCUACGGAAAAUUCACCUAUUUACACUAAUCCAAAUAUCUUGUUUGAUAAUUUUAUGGAUAUUGAAAUCAACAGAAGCUGCAAUUAUUUUUCCUCUGAUGCUGCUGGCCCUUGUAGGUAUACGGAAGGCAAUGGAAUGUAUUUUUUCUUUACAUGAUCUAAGUUGGCUGGAUGACAUAUUGCCACAGCACUCUGUUAGCGAAGCAGGGCAAAAGUCAGAAGAAAUAGAUUCAACUGACAGUGAAGAUUCUGAGCUGAAGUACCAAGAAAAAGGACCAGAAAUCAACAUUUCAGUAAAUUAGAACCUGUGAAUGAGAACUGAAAAUUAUUUGUGUGAUCCAUAAAGCCACAUAAUGGACCAAAAAUCCACAGGACCAAAUUCCUGAUGCUUUUACGUAUGGAUGCAUUUUAAUUUACAAUGUUAAAUAUUUGAGAACA
Molecule: messenger RNA, 2807 nt
Organism: Nanorana parkeri
Lineage: Eukaryota; Metazoa; Chordata; Amphibia; Anura; Dicroglossidae
Product: electrogenic sodium bicarbonate cotransporter 1-like
Exons: 21
Biological process (GO): regulation of intracellular pH; transmembrane transport; monoatomic anion transport
Cellular component (GO): plasma membrane; basolateral plasma membrane
Molecular function (GO): monoatomic anion transmembrane transporter activity; sodium:bicarbonate symporter activity; solute:inorganic anion antiporter activity
Source: RefSeq, a predicted model, not a curated record